AUCGGGACAAAAACAAAACAUUUUCAAACGAUUUCCGUGAAUUUCUUGCAUUUUCUCGAAGUUUCCAGGGAAAAAAAGCCCAAAAUGGGUUCAAAACGUAAAAAUAUGGAAGACGAGAUGUCCAGAUUUGAAGCUGAAAUCUCCAAAGCCAGCUCCUCAACGAACAUGUUCGUCCCAUCGCAGAUCGCUCGUCCCGCCAUCGGCUCCAACACCUUCAACCAAGUGCAACAAAAACUCGCUUCGUCAGCCCCAAAACAAGCAGCGCCCGUUGUUAUCCCGCCGCCGCCCUCAAUUCCCGCAUUUCUCCAACCGCGCUCGUACUCCUCCGUGCCGAGUCCCGCUAUCGUCAGCAGCGCUCCGAAAUUGUAUCGCGCCACGCCCACCGUCAACAUCAACAACUCCAUGCCGCCCGCCGAGCCCGAGGAACCGAAACAACCGAUGUUCGACAUCUCCAAGCUGCAAUUCGAGGCGACGCAAAAACUCAAAAAAUUAAAAGCCGAAAAGCAGCAGCAGCAAAAUUCGGGCCCGAAUCCCAUUGCGGAGGAAAUUAUCAAAGCGGCGAAAGCGUCGUCGGCGCUGCAAUCUUUCGGAAAAGACAAACGUUCGGCAAAGGACCGGAAAACUGUUCGCGUUGCCGGCGGACAAACGUGGGAGGAUCACUCGUUGAGCGACUGGCCUGACGAUGAUUUCAGGAUUUUUUGCGGCGAUUUGGGGAAUGACGUGAACGACGAGCUGCUGACGCGAACUUUUAAUAAAUAUCCGUCGUUCCAGCGGGCGAAGGUGAUUCGCGAUAAGAGGACGAGCAAAAGUAAGGGAUACGGUUUCGUGAGUUUUAAGGAUCCGCAGGACUUUAUCAAAGCCAUGAAAGAGAUGGAUGGACGGUAUGUGGGAAGUCGCCCGAUUAAGUUGAGGAAAAGUACGUGGCGGAAUCGGAGCAUCGAUGUCGUGAAGAAGAAGGAAAAGGAGAAACAGGCACUUUUGAGCAUGUUUAAGGGCAAUUAGAAUUAAUUUAAGUUAAUUUUUAGGACUAAAAUCAAAUAAAAUUUUUCAAAGUUUUA
Culicoides brevitarsis is the source of this 1058-nucleotide messenger RNA. Its product is annotated as RNA-binding protein 42. NCBI's taxonomy places the organism in Eukaryota, Metazoa, Arthropoda, Insecta, Diptera, Ceratopogonidae. Gene Ontology annotation, molecular function: mRNA binding. The transcript has 2 exons. Bases 85 to 1002 code for a protein of 305 amino acids. The record is from RefSeq and is a predicted model, not a curated record.